This is a messenger RNA of Cylicostephanus goldi, 429 nucleotides long. The record is from the annotation of a GenBank genome assembly. NCBI's taxonomy places the organism in Eukaryota, Metazoa, Nematoda, Chromadorea, Rhabditida, Strongylidae.
AUCGAACCCACUGAUCAUCCACUGGGACCAGGUCGAAUGUUUGUAGUCUGGGCUAAAGGCCAACAACAAGGCGCAUAUACACAUGUAGCCGAAUCUGCUUUGGAUGAUGGCAAUCACUCAAAUAUCCAAUUCUAUCCUGAUGAUAUUCUCAAGUAUCACGGAGCUAAAAAUCGGGGUGUGCAUCCUAUAGACUUCACAACACCAGUGAAGAUGCUUCGACCUGGAGAUGCUGCAUUUGGCGUCAACAUUGCUGCAACUCAACAACCUGUUCAUAAGGACAUCGCUAAAAUUUCCGAUAUCAGCUCCACCACACUACCACCCGACACAUUAUUAACAUCGGACCAAGUUCCAUACGAAGAAUCAUCCUCUAAUAUUCGGGAUAUAACGAUACUCUCAUUUCUUAUUGCUGCAUUGUUUGUCUUAUAUUGA